CUCUUCUCGAUGCGCCGUGCAGCCCCCGGCGCGCUUUGGAGAUACGGGGAGCUGGUGAGGGUGCCCCAGAGCAGCGGAGCCUGGUAAGACUUUAGAAUCAAUCUGAAAGCCAUCCCCAGUCGUAUAUCUAGGGCGCGGGACUGGCUUGCUCGGCGAGGGGAGAAAGUUGCUUCCCGCCUCCGUCUCCGCCGUGCGCUCCGCAGCCGCGCACUGAGCUGAGCGUGCGGCCGCCGCGGGGAUGGGACCGCGCCGCUCCCAGCGCACAGCCCGGCUCUCCUGCGGGAUGGCUGCAGAGGGUUGCAGCUGAAUUUGGUGAUCGGAUGUAUUUGGAAGGGAAAAAGAAUAAAGAAAAAAAAAAAAGUGAGUCAGGAAAUUCUUAUCAGGCUGACAGCAUUUUUAGACUAUGCAGUGCGUGGGUGAAGUGGGACUAAUAUUGACUUGGCCCUAAUGUAGUCAUCUGAGAAUACAUUUUUUGGUUGUUGCUGCAUUCCAUAAGGUUUUAUCAUUAUUAUCCAUGAAGAUUGUUUUCUCCGUACAUGGGAAGUGACCCCUAAUAUCAACUUGCCUGGGAGACAAAAAUAUGGGCUAAACCAUUAAAAUUCCAAUCGCUUGUUAUUGUUUUUUCUUUAUCGUUGAGAGGAAGAAUUUUUUGCAGAAUGGCACUGAAGCGGAUUUUGCCAGGUUGCUCACGUUAUUCUCUGUAAACAUGGGCUCUGGAAAGCUUACAAGUUUAGUCUGUUGCAGCGUGCCUGUGCUAUUAUUUCUUCUCUAACCUAAGUCACAGCUUGCAGAACCCUCACCUAGUUCAGUGGUUUUUAGCUGUGAACUUUGAGUGUCUGGAGCUCCUGUUAGUAGCCUGCUCGACUUGGAGGGAAAAUAAAUAACCUCAAAUGAUUAGGCUCCUUGAUUAAGACACCUAGAAGUAGAAAAGUGUGAUUGGAACUUCGAGCCUGGGUGGACUUUUUGGCACUUGGCUCUGCAGGCGCUUGGCUGUGUUUCUCUUCCAGUUUUUGCAGCACCUCAUACGCGAAAAUCUCUUGAGCACCCAUUAGCAGCUGUGUCGCACUCCCAUGCAGUUGCUCUUUAUUUUUAAACAGAAUCAAGAAGUUUCUGAUUCUGUAAGCAAGCUGUAAGCAGCACCACAUCAGAAACGUCCCAGAAGCACCCUAAUGAAAGCCAAAGUUUCUUGAAAUUUCAUUUUAAAUAAACUGAGUUCCUGUGGCUUGUGCUAUUUACGAAAUGUGAAGGUAGAUAUGCAAGGCAAGAAACACAGCUCUGUUGAGCCAAUGCAGCUUAUGAGCCAUGGCCAGUACAAUCUAUCCGAUUUCCACCAAAGAGCAGUCUAGAACUCGCUAACUCGCUAUCCCACGCAUUAUUGACAGUUUGUAUUAGUUAAUCCUGCUUGUGCCAAUUUUGCUGGAACAUUUGGAGCUGGAGGAUCUUCACAAACCGGUCAAGUGUCAGGCUGGAAAACCAAGCUGUUAGUACCGAACUGAGCACUGUGCCCUCUGCCUCCAGCAGCCACAGUCUGUAGGGUUGUUCAUGGGUUUUCUCUUAAUCCAGUGCUUUUUAAAAACUAAGAAGUAGUAAAGACGGGAUGGACUCCCCAUCUCUCUGCAGUCUUGGUUGAAUGAUUGCUUGGGUAAUGCAUUACAUUCUGUGAGUCUCUGUUUCUUCCAAAUUGUCCUGUCAAGAACGUUUAAUCAAGUGGUAAAGAGCUUAAGAAAGAGGGAAGAAGAGUCUGUUGCCAGUUUUUUUUUUUCUCCUUCCACAUGUGUUCAACAUGUAAGACACUCCUGUGUUCUUCGUAGGGAUGAUGACCGUUUUAAAGAAUGUUCUUCUUUGCUGGAAUCAAAACUGUGGUUUAAAAAUAACAAUGAGGGAAGAUGUAUUAGGGGGGCAUCUUUAAAAAUAAAUCCCUGCACUGGAGCUGACAGAGCAGAGCUCACCCUUAAAAUAUACAAGGACUCCAUUGGGGCAUUUUCCAGUGCCCUCAUACUACUCUGUUUUCUUUCAAUAGACAAUGAAGGAAUCUGUGUCCCUUGACUCUCCUGUUAAUUUCAGUGAGCUGGAGGUGUGUUGCUCUAAUUAAAGCUCAUGCAUUUUAAUAGGUCCUUGUAAUGCAUCUGUCGCAAACACAGUGGGUGAUGCCAGCUUUCCAUGUCGCUUUUGUAUCCCUUGAAGAUCAAAGCAAGCUCCUUAGCAGUGGAAUUGUCAUUGCAGAUAGACAGGUUUGAGCUCUCCUCCACCUCCUUCUCUUUCUGUAGGUUGCACACUGCGCAUGUGGGUAUGGAGAAAUGUCUCUGGCAAGCAGCUGACAGUGUCAUUGCUCUGUACUGAGCAGGGUUCGAACCGUCACCUCCUUUUUGUAUGUAGCAGAUCUUGGGUUGCUCUAAACGAUGGAUCUAUAUGCACCCAGAUUGUGUUUUACUUUGUUUUUCUCUUUAGAGGAUGCUCCAUCACACCUUCUUAAAAGAUACUCCACUCCAAAGGUACUCCAACAUUUCUCUGCUGUAGUUGUCACUCUACCGAAUCAGCGCAGAUCUGAUUUUGCAUUGCACAGAGAUGUGGAGUAUGUGUAUCAUCCACUUUAUCCAUUUUGCAGCCGAGAAAGGACAUGCUAGCAACUUAAUUUAGAUGAGACUUUUUCUUUUAAAAUGCUCAGUGGACUGAAGCCUGAAUUCCUAUUGAAUGUUAAUGGGAGUGAAGGCUUAGCACCUGAAAUCAAUGAGACUGCUGAAGUCCAGGAUGUCUGCUGGAGAGAAAUGAGAGUAUGUAUAUGUAGGUGCUUAUGUGGUACAACAAGGAACUAAUGAAAACGGGCCAUGACCCUAUUCCUACAGAUAAAAUGGGGUUUCUAUGUACCUUCGAUAAAAUACAGAGUGCAUGUGUGAUGGUGUUACAAUAAGAACACAUCCUUGUGUGUAGUACAGAGCCAUGCUUGCCAGAAUGUAAAGCUCUUUGGCAUGGUGAAAUUAAAACUCCUCUCACAGUUCUGAAACUGCAGUAGUAAGCCUUGGAUUGCUUAUAUCUUGGGUGAGGAAUGGGUGUAACAGAGCUGCUCAUUCGAAGAGACUGGAAACACCUAAUUGGCGAAGAAUUCUGAUUUAUUGGUGCACAAGGAACGCAGUGACAGCUUGCCAUGUCCUGUCGUCUAGGGACAGUGAGCUGCAGAGCUCAGGCUAAGGUAGGAUUCACCCUGGCUCACUCAUAGUUGAGCUUAAGACCUUUUAAAUGGGAAGUUACAGUAAAUGGUAGUUUUGGAACAUCUCCAUGGUAUGUGACUGUGGAGAGCUAAGCCAAACAGUAUCCUUGCUACAUCAGUCUUGCAUAAAGAGCGGUGAUAUGCUCAAGACAGACUUUCUUCUGGCAUUGUUGUAGACAGACUUUUUCCAGAUAAGGUCUUGUCUCCGUUUGCAAAUUAGGUCACUAACUCAACUCUUCCUUCCAGACUAACAAUGCUGCAGACAAGGACAAGUCAUGCUUGGUGUUGUGUCAGCUGGCUGUAGCUAAACCCUUGCUUGCACAAUGUAACUCAGUUUUCUGGAAAAAGUUCUUAGCAUCACGUGUUUGCAGCUUGGAGGAUUGACUUAUAACACUGAUGCUGGGUGUGCGUGGCAGUCCACAGCACCUGAUACAGCAAAUAGCAGGGCGGAGGGUAGCUUCGUGUUUUGUUUUUAUAGCUCAGCUCCUUCCUCAAGACUUGCUCUGAAGUUUGAUGAGUGCCCUGCUACUGACUUCACUACAGAAUGAAGGGCUUCAAAGGCUGCUUUCAGAAUUACACGUAGUAAAGCUGGGAUUAAGUCCUCUGGGGGGUAGGAAGAGGUUGUUUUUUUUUUUUUUUUCAGGGAAGAAGUUUGUUGUUCUUGUUGUUUUAACCUCAUGAGAGAGAACCUGCUAGCAUCAACAAUUUGGCUUUCUGUACUGAUUAUUCUGAUCUGGACCAAACUCCAUUUGGUCUUCCUAUAAAUACAUACAAAUGGAACUCUAGGGUUUAAUGCACAGUUCUGUUCAGAGGUACCCCAAAAGAUGUAUAAAUUCAGACUUCUUCCACCGCUUCCCUCUAUCAGCUGAAUAUUGUGAGGCCUUCAGGCUCUGCUGUUGCAAAUCCCAUCUCUCACCUGGAAGAAAAGAGUGUGGCUUUGCUAUCUGCUUGCUCGUUUGCAAGGGCAAUAGUUAGCAUUUCCUAUUUUCAAGGCAUGCAUCAAAUGCUGCUUUCAGGCUUAGCAUUCCAAUCCAUGAUUACUUGAAACUGUCUUCUUGAAUACUUUCUGUGUUAUCAAUAAGAGCUCCACAAAUGGAGGACUGUCUGUGAUUUGCCUAGGGUUUGUUACUGAAAUUCCUUCUCAGAAGCUCAUGUCGAAUGACAGCCUUUUUCUCAGGAUAGGGUCAUAUAGUAUUUCCUCGGUGUAGUGGUUCUUUAUUUUUGGUUCCUGUUCUUUCUAUCAUAAUGGAAAAUCUGUAACAGGUGGCCACAGGCACACCAGACUUUCAUGCUUGGGAGCAUAAAGGACCAUAUGCUGCACGAUGGCAUGUAUGGAGAGAAUAAGUUGUAGGAACAGGCAACCAGCUUAUACAUAAUAUAAGAGCCAGUCAGAAUUUUUUGAUUCAAACUCAGCUUAACUAAAACUUUUUCCAGUCUCAACCGUGCUUGGUAGUUUUUAGAGCAUGCUGCCCACUGGCUGCUUUCAGCUGGAAGUGAAUUUUUUUUUUCAGUUUAUGAAAAGGAAUGUUCUGACAUUUUUACCAGACACCCCGGCUGAGAUCCGGGACCCUUGAAGUUAACUGGACUUUUGCCAUUGGCUUUCAUGUGGCCGGGGCUUCACUGCGUGAGAGCAGUUUCCCCUGGUUCUGCGUAGGGUAUGUUAGAAAAUAAGGGGAAUCAGCAAGACAGAGAUUUUGUGGGAGAUUUUGAUCCACAUGCUUUCCUAAUGUAAAAGAUCCAAGCGGUUCGUUCUUCUUCUAAAGGCUGCGUGAUGCUCAUAUGGCAUAAACCUUCUCCAUUAUUUCCAUAUUGCUGAUUAGCUGUGGACCUUUAGCUCCUGUUUGUUAGACCACUUGCAGUAAGAACUUGAAUUCUCUCUGGAAUAAGUCUGUUUGUGAAUGUACAAAACAUGAAAAAUAAUAUUGGUUUAAGCUGAAUGCAGCCCACGCUGUACAGUAUCAUUUACUCGCAGAUCGGACCAUUCAUCUCUCAGCCACAAACUCAUGUCUGUUAUUGAAUGUGGUAUCAGAUGCCACAGACACUGAAUUUCCCAUUUCUCUACCUAUUUUCCAGAAUGCUAAGCUGACUUUAAAUUCUAUACUCCAUGUCUUGGCCAAAUUGAGAUUUUCUGUUUGUUAUGUUUUCUUUUUCAGAGGCUGCUUGAUCUCAGUCUCUGGCCUUUAAGGAAGAAGGAGAUAUAAUUUAUAAAUAUAUAAAAAUAUUACAGAUAGGAACGUAGGCAAGGCAGAUGCAGUGUUUGGUCAGCACAUACAUUUUAUAGAGACCUUACAGGUACUGUUGACUGCUUAAAUAUAUGCCAGAACUCUUUGUAUGAAAGAAAUAUAAGGGAAACCAGGCUAGCCCAGCUUGGUUAUUAGAAACCUAACAUGCAGUCUUUGGCUUUUUUCUCCUUUGGUUUAAUUUUUUUUCUCUCAUCUGAGUGGUACAAAUUCAUUUAGUUGAUGGUCUUACCUACUUUUCCACUCAUUCAAAUGCAGCUGGGGAUGCAAAGAAAAGAUUACUGUUAUGGUCAGAAAAAGUGACUCAGAAUUUACGUAUACACAGAGAUGUAAUUAUAAGGGAGUCAGGGAGAGAAAAAACUUUUAUUUUUAUUAAAGGAUGUACAGUGUAAAAGGUAUAUAUCUGCUGCAUACAAGGAAAAUCUGCUGUAUCUCUCUGUAGUUUCUUAUUUAAAGGACUCUGCAAUUACAAGCAAACAAACAAACAAACAAAAAAUAAGAAUAAAUAAAAAUAAAAAUAAAAAAUAAAAAAAAAUAAAUAUAUUCCUGAUAAUUUUUACCCGAAAUACAAACUAAGUAGAUCUGUAUCUGAUCACAGGGUUGAUUCGGUAUUGAAGCAUCUUUUAAUUAGGAGAUCUCUCCACAAAAUGUAACUUUUCACUGUAAACGUCUUAGGUCUGUACACAGCCCUUUGUAGUUGUCCGUCAGUACUGCUAUCUUUUUUUUACAUUAAAAAUAGAGGACUCAGAUUCAGUGUUUUCAAAAACAGCAAGUACUUGGAAUGUCUUGUAAUGACUACCCAUGGACUGGAGGGGAGGGAAGAGAGUUGAAAUGGAAAAUAGAUUCUUAGGCUGUAGAAAGAGGAACAUUCCUGCACAGAGAAGCGGCUCUGGAGAUAAGUUUUAAUUUCCUGAGCUCCAGUCUCUAUAUGGGAACACUGAAAGACUUCCUUCCUGAUAACUAAGUCAAGCCAGGGGCUAUAUUAAAUGAUGUGUUUCUGUAUAUAAUUGUGUGCUUGUGUAUGUAUUUGUGUACUUGCAGUAUAGAUACAAAUAGUGUACCUAUAAUGGUAGAAACCAACUUUAAAAGUAUGUUACAUGUAUUCAGAGUCUAGCAGACAUACUGUAUCUGAGAUGUUAUAAUAUAUCAGUAUCUAUUUAGAUAUUCCCAAACACUUCUUAAGAGGAUCUGAGUUGUAGUGAACCUUUAAACAUUUUCAAGCCACCGAGAUAGGUGUGUUAUAGAUUUCUAAUGCAUUCUUCUCCUGUACAUAUGAUACUGUAAUAACUGUUUCUGUCUUGCUGAGGUCUCAUCCUUUGUGAUUACUUAGACAAAACCAUAAAGGUCACUGUGAGUGAUAUGUGAGCGAUUCAGGAGCAAAUGUUACACUUGUAAUUUGGUUGGUUAGGAGAUACACAAAACACCAAGAAAAGUACAGGUCACUUCAAAUUCUACAUUUAUAAAAGUGAAUCUAAUAGCUUCAGGCUAUCUUUCAUUCUAGCAAUUAGUUUCUAGUAAAACUUUAUUAUUUUGUUCUUUUUUUUUUAGUUGCUGUUUAUUUGUUUUGUUUGUUUUUUAACAUCUUGUGAUAAAGGUGUAUGUCCUUAUCUAAGCAGAGCCACAGUACUACUUAUUUGUGAGGCAGAGAGUUAUUUGAAUUUCAGGCCCUUUGCCUAGAUCUCCCAGACUGUAAAAAAAAUAAAAGUAAUAAAAAAAAAUUGGUUACGUCCCUCAGUGCAGUUUGCAAAACAGCUUUAGAAUUAACGUAUAGUGUAUUACUGUUGCAUGUGUUCCAGUUAAUCUACCAUAAUGUCAGAUACAUCGCUUAAUUGCUGUGAGCCUGUAGUAUUGUAGGGUUUAGUUCCACUUGCAAGUAGAUCUUUCUUACAAUUAAUUGGUUUUAAUAACCACUUGGUUAUUAAAGUACUAAUAAGAAUUAUCUCCCGAAUUUCUAAUUUGUGUUACAAAGGGAUAAUUUUGAUCAGCUUAUGUGAUUUUAGGAAGCACUGAAUGUACGUACGUUGAUAGUAUACAAGACUGGAGAAUGACUUACAAUUAUUUCUAGGUCUGACAAACGUAUUUAUUGUAUAACUGAAACUUUAUAGACUGCGUAGUUGUUUAACUUGCUCUAUAGAACAACUCUGGAAAAAGAGAAAAAAGCCAUAAAGUUAAAGGGAUUCUGAUGGCACUAAACUGUUGCCAAGCAAACCAUAAAAGAUAAGUUAAACUGUAAGACUAUAGAAAAGCAAUGAAAUACUUCUGCAUAUGUGCCGUAGUUGUUUUUGGGUUCCUGAAGCUGCUUGUGUGUAAAGUCAGCUGUGGAAAUGGCUAGCUGGCUAAAAGCUAUGAUUCCUGCAGCACAACUGUUGUGGGGAGUUUUUUUUCUGUGAAAACAGUUGUAAAGUGGAACAUCUGAAAAAUAUGUUCCAUGCAAAAUGGAUCUUCACACACAUUUAUUUUGACAUUUAGGUUUGAUUUGAGAGAAAGAGAGAGGAUUCUGAAAUAGCUGUUCACAGAUGGCUUGCGCUAGCUUGAUUUUUUUAAAAUGCUUCUCCAUGUUUUUAGUUUGGAGGGAUUUUUUUUUUUUCAUGUGUUUGCAGACUUGUCAAUCCCCCUCUUCCUUCAGAUCAUAUGUUUAAAUUUUUUAUUGCUUGAAUUUUUCUCCUUUCCUCCAGAAACUUGUGUUAAAACAAGCAAACUGAAAAAGAAAUCUCCAACCAAAAAUUCUCAACACCUGAAAAGGUACUUUCUCAUGAUGAAAACCAACGAGCCAAAAAACCCACACACUUUCCUGGCCUUAAGUAACAAUUUUUGUGUUUCGUGGACUUCUGAUAUGCAGAGGAAGACUUUUAAUGGAUCAUGAAGUUCACCCACUGUUCCUGUCUUCUCACCCAGGAGAGUGCAGCUGGCAAAGCUGGGUGGAUAUUCAGGUAGAAGGGUGAAACAUAGAGGUUGUGUAAGUGGCCACCCGUUCGCAGGGCUGGAGACAACCUCUGCAGCCCUUUCUGAUGAAAAUAUCCUUUCCAGGUGGGAGACAGCAGUGAAUUGUUAGAGUCUGCCUGUUUUCUUUUGAAGGUAUUGCGUGAAAGCCAUUGCUGUUAAAUUGCUUGUGGCUGUGAAAUGUGUCUGAGGAGCAGGUCCAUCUGUGUGUGAGGAAUUAAGAUUCUAAAAGAAAUUAGCUGCAUACAACAAGAUGCAGGAGUCUCUGGAAGUGACACUUCCCAGCAAGCAAGAAGAGGAUGAGAAGGAUCAGCCAGCUGAGAUGGAGUACCUGAACUCUCGCUGCGUCCUUUUCACCUACUUCCAGGGAGAUAUUGGUUCAGUAGUGGAUGAACACUUCUCAAGAGCCUUGAGCCAAGCCAGUAGCUUCAAUCCAGAAACUGCCCUUACCAAGAGCAAGGCAGGGCUAAGUCCUUUGUGGAGAGAAAACUCGACAAUAUCAAGCCAAAGGAGCAGUUUCCCAACUUCAUUUUGGACCAGCUCUUAUCAGCCUCCCCCACCACCAUGCUUAAGUGGAGUACACCCCGAUUUCCCCAUUACUGCACCAGGCACCUUCCCAACACCAGAUCCCAGCAGCUGGCCAGGACACAGCCUUCAUCAGACUCCCCCACCUCCUCCCCCUACUGCAACUGAAUCUUGGCAUUAUCCUUUAGCAUCUCAGGUGAGCCCUUCGUAUGCACACAUGCAUGACGUGUACAUGCAUCGCCAUCACCCUCAUCCACACAUGCACCAUCACCAUCCCAGCUCGCACCGUGACCCCCGCUACGGGUCUCUGCUGAUGCCUUCAGUACGCACAGCCAGGAUUCCUGCUCCCCAGUGUGACGUGACUAAGACAGAUCCUUCUGCUGUCACCAGCGCUACCUCAGCAUGGGCUGGAGCCUUUCAUGGAACAGUGGACAUUGUGCCAAGUUUUGGGUUCGAUGCAGGUGCAGGACCUGACCAUCCCCAUGUCAUGGAAGACGAGCCAAUGGGCAAGGAGGCUGGGCUGACUGAACAGAGACCUUUGGCUGGAUCUCAAGAACAAAAGGAAAGUUUAUGGUCUCUGGAAGAGUGGGCAAGCUACUUAUGAGGAUUAGAGGUAUGU
Molecule: messenger RNA, 9529 nt
Organism: Gallus gallus (chicken)
Lineage: Eukaryota; Metazoa; Chordata; Aves; Galliformes; Phasianidae
Gene: VGLL3
Product: vestigial like family member 3
Exons: 4
Coding region: 8639-9514 (291 amino acids)
Biological process (GO): regulation of transcription by RNA polymerase II
Cellular component (GO): nucleus
Source: RefSeq, a predicted model, not a curated record